Quercus robur (English oak) is the source of this 1417-nucleotide messenger RNA. RefSeq names its product transcription termination factor MTERF8, chloroplastic. Gene Ontology annotation, biological process: regulation of DNA-templated transcription; chloroplast organization. Gene Ontology annotation, cellular component: chloroplast. The coding region runs from base 38 to 1234 and encodes 398 amino acids. The record is from RefSeq and is a predicted model, not a curated record. The transcript has a single exon. Gene Ontology annotation, molecular function: double-stranded DNA binding. Lineage: Eukaryota; Viridiplantae; Streptophyta; Magnoliopsida; Fagales; Fagaceae.
AAAAACCUAUUGGUCUUUGUCAUCCACUCAUUCAAACAUGGAACCAAUCCAGAAUUUCCAGUUUCUGAGAACUUCUUGCAUAUUUCUCUCCAAGAAACCAUUGCCAAACAAACCAUUUAUAGGAGUUUCAAAAACCCAACUUCGUUUCUCUCAUCAGCAUCACUCACUUCACAAACCCAUCACUUCAAAAAUCUCUACAAACCAACAAACUUCCACAAUCUCUUACCUCAUAAACUCAUGUGGGUUGCUUCCAGAGACAGCUUCUCUAGUAUCCCAAAAGGUACACUUGCAAAACCCAGAAAAAGCAAACUCUGUCUUGGCCCUUUUGAGAAACCAUGGAUUCUCACAAACCCAGAUCUCAAAUCUUAUCAGGAAACGCCCUCUGCUUCUUUUGGCUGAUCCUGAGAAUACCCUUUUGCCCAAGCUUGAGUUUUUCCACUCUAUAGGUGCUUCAAGCACUGACCUUGCUAGAGUUCUCACUGCUGACCCAACCCUUUUGACUAGGAGCUUGGAGAACCAAAUUGUACCCUGUUAUAACUUCCUCAAAAGUGUGCUUUUAAGUGAUAAAAAGAUUGUUACUGCUUUGAAGCGCACCUCAUGGAUUUUUCUUGAAGGUCAUACAAAGAAUUUGAUACCAAAUAUUUCGUUUUUGAGGGAGCUAGGUGUGCCUGAGUCUUGUAUUGUGUUGUUGUUAACCCAUUUUCCUGAGGCUUUGAUGCAAAAGCAUGAUAAUUUUGGUCGCAUUGUAAAUGAGGUUAAGGAAAUGGGGUUUGAUCCGAUGAAAUCAACAUUUGUGUUAGCUAUACAUGCUAUAUCUGGCAAGGGCAACAAGUCCAUAUGGGAAAGGUGCUAUGAGGUUUAUAGGAGGUGGGGUUGGUCUAAGGAUGAGAUUCUUUUGGCUUUUAGGAAGCACCCUCAUUGUAUGAUUUUGUCAGAGAAGAAAAUAAUGAGAGCCAUGGAUUUUUUUGUGAACAAGAUGGGGUGGCCAUCUAAAAUGAUUGCCAAAUGCCCUGUGGUUUUGCUUUUCAGCUUGGAGAGGAGAAUUGUUCCGAGGUGUUCAGUUAUUCAAGUUUUGUCAUUGAAGGGAUUGGUAAAGAAAGAUAUGAGCUUAACUACUGUGUUGCUGCCUGUUGAAGAGUCGUUCUUGGAGAGAUUUGUGACCAGAUUUCAGGAGGAAAUACCUCAAUUGAUGAGUGUGUAUCAAGGGAAGGUGUAUAUUGAAAGCAUCAUUUGAACAUGUAGAAUGGGGUGAGAAUGAGAUUAUUAGUGUCUAGCCUGUUAGUGUUGCAAGUCAAAGUAAAAUUCUUGUCUCCACUGACGGAAAGUUGCUUGUUUUUUGGCCACUAAUUUGUUCAGAUAUGCAAUGUACAUGUGGUGAUGUUGUGAGUCUGAGAAAUACGAUAGCUUUGUUUUUUAA